Miscanthus lutarioriparius is the source of this 297-nucleotide messenger RNA. Lineage: Eukaryota; Viridiplantae; Streptophyta; Magnoliopsida; Poales; Poaceae. The record is from the annotation of a GenBank genome assembly.
AUGACUGUAGGUGUUCUCGUCGGUGUGCAGCAGAGCUUCAAGCUGAGGGCAACUGGAGACACUCCGUCUGGAGCUGUGCGAGCGAGAUUCAGUGGAGCCACGGGCAAGGGCGGGGAUGGUCGGCAACCAUGGGCGAGGUCGUUGCCGCGGGGUGGUCCAGAGGAGCUCGCCGGCGCAUCCAAGCCACGACGCGGUGCAGCGGCGCGGUGGCCGAGCUCCAAUGCUCCAUCCGCGGUCGCCGUGACGCACUGCCUCGGCGUCUCCGGGUGCUCGUGCUCGCCUGCCUCGGCGCUGUGA